GCACCGGGCAGAAGAAGUUGCAUCUCUUGUGUCUUCAUAGAAAACUGGAAAAUAAAAAAAAUUAUAAUUUUAUUAAAGGGGAAAAAAAACCAUGGGGAUUUUCCGGAGGAGGAGGAAAUGGAGCUGGACUCGGGUUUGGGUUUUAUUUGUGAUGGUGGCUGCGGUUUGGGCGCAAAGGGUCAAUGAUCCCAGUAACAUGUCCCUGGUGAAGGAAACUGUGGACCGGCUGCUGAAGGGAUACGACAUCCGACUCCGACCCGACUUCGGAGGUCCUCCAGUGAGAGUGGGUAUGAACAUCGAUAUCGCCAGCAUAGACAUGGUAUCAGAGGUCAACAUGGACUACACCCUCACCAUGUACUUCCAGCAGGCGUGGCGAGAUAAACGCCUCUCGUACUCGGAGAUCCCUCUGAACCUCACGCUGGAUAAUCGGGUGGCUGAUCAGCUGUGGGUCCCAGACACGUACUUCCUAAAUGACAAGAAGUCCUUCGUUCAUGGUGUUACAGUGAAAAACAGGAUGAUCCGCCUCCAUCCAGACGGCACCGUGCUCUACGGGCUCAGGAUCACUACAACCGCAGCCUGCAUGAUGGAUUUGAGACGAUAUCCGCUGGAUGAACAAAACUGUACUCUGGAAAUCGAGAGCUACGGCUACACGACGGACGAUAUCGAGUUUUAUUGGCGAGGUGAAAACAACGCCGUGGCAGGAGUGGAGAGGAUCGAGCUGCCUCAGUUCUCCAUCGUCGACUACAAGCUCAUAGCCAAGAAGGUGGUUUUCUCUACAGGUGCUUACCCUCGCCUGUCCCUCAGCUUCAAGCUGAAAAGAAACAUCGGCUACUUCAUCCUGCAGACCUACAUGCCCUCCAUCCUGAUCACCAUCCUGUCCUGGGUCUCCUUCUGGAUCAACUACGAUGCCUCUGCUGCCCGAGUCGCUUUAGGUAUCACAACCGUGCUCACCAUGACGACCAUCAACACACACCUGCGAGAGACGCUUCCUAAAAUCCCGUACGUUAAAGCCAUCGACAUGUACCUGAUGGGCUGCUUCGUCUUCGUCUUCCUCGCCCUGCUCGAGUACGCGCUCGUCAACUACAUCUUCUUUGGGCAAGGACCUCAGCGGCAGAAGAAAGCAGCGGAGAAAGCGUCCAACGCCAACAAUGAGAAAAUGAGGAUGGAUCCCAAUAAGUGGUUGAUGGGAAAUGUAGUUCAGAGAAACGAUGCUCUGUAUGCCAGAAUGAAACCGAGGGAUAUUGACGCUCAUGACUCGAUGUGGGAACCGAUCUUUGUGGACGAUGCGGCGAUAGGACUAGGCGAUCAGAAAAAUAAGAUGGACCCUCACGAGAACAUCCUCCUCACACCUCUGGAGAUGAAGAACGAGAUGUCACCGUCCGAAUUAGCUCUCGGGCUCAGCGACCCGCGCAGCACCAUGCUAGCGUAUGACAGCUCGGCGCUACAGUACCGGAAAGCAGGACUCGCUCAACAGAACUUCGGCCGGAACGCGCUGGAACGUCACGUCGCUCAGAAGAAAAGUCGACUGCGGAGACGCACCUCGCAGCUGAAGAUCAACAUCCCCGACUUGACUGACGUGAACUUGAUCGAUAAGUGGUCGAGGAUGAUCUUCCCCACCGUCUUUUCCUUUUUCAACGUCGUCUACUGGCUCUACUACAUCAACUGA
Molecule: messenger RNA, 1666 nt
Organism: Neoarius graeffei (lesser salmon catfish)
Lineage: Eukaryota; Metazoa; Chordata; Actinopteri; Siluriformes; Ariidae
Product: gamma-aminobutyric acid receptor subunit beta-2
Exons: 10
Coding region: 92-1666 (524 amino acids)
Biological process (GO): chemical synaptic transmission; nervous system process; monoatomic ion transmembrane transport
Cellular component (GO): membrane; GABA-A receptor complex; synapse
Molecular function (GO): neurotransmitter receptor activity; GABA-A receptor activity; extracellular ligand-gated monoatomic ion channel activity
Source: RefSeq, a predicted model, not a curated record